CAAUUUUCAAAUUUUUUUUUUUUUUAAAACUAAAAAAAGAUUCCAAAUUUUGAAACCCAUACGGAGAGAGAGAGAGAGAGAGAGAGACUUCUUCAACAGAGAGGUAGCUUUCAUGGCUUGGAAGAUGACUACAAAUCGAGUUUUGUAUUGUGGUUCUCUUUCUGGGUUUCAGCUGACCCACUUGAAAGCAAUCUCGGACAAUUAAUCUUGUCAACCAUUUAAUCGAGAAAAAUCCCAAGUAAAAAAGUUCAUUUCUGGGAGAAGAUGUUGUGUGCUUGUUCAGGAGAGCAAUUCAAAUUUGAAGAACCGCCACAGUCACCGGAGUCUCUCGCCACCAGGGACUUCUCAGCUAGUGGCCUUUCGUCAAGGACUGGAGAGUGGGAUUCAAAAUUUGAAGACAUUCAAGUGGAUGAAGCUGAAUCCACCCUAAAAGAAGCUCUAUCCUUGAAUUAUGAGGAAGCUAGAGCAUUGUUGGGGAGGCUUGAAUACCAAAGAGGGAAUUUCGCUGCUGCCCUUCAAGUCUUUCAAGGCAUUGACAUAAGAAGUUUAACCCCAAGGAUGUCCAGGGCUAUUGUUGAGAGAACAAGGCAGCGGAAAUCGCGUUCUAAAGGUGAUAUUGUGACACACGGUAUAAUGUCAAUGCAUUCUGUUAGCUUGCUUAUCGAAGCAAUAUUACUCAAGGCAAAAUCGCUGGAAGAACUUGGAAGAUAUAUAGAGGCUGCAAAGGAGUGCAAAAUAAUUCUUGAUACGGUGGAAUCAGCACUACCCAGUGGAAUGCCUGAGGGCGUUGGUGAGGACUGCAAAUUGCAGGAGAUGUUUCACAAAGCAUUAGAAUUGCUUCCUAAUCUGUGGACUAAAGCGGAGUCUCUUGAUGAUGCUAUUACGGCAUAUCGCCGAGCUCUAGUGAAGCCAUGGAAUCUGGAGCCCGAGAGGUUGGCUAACCUGCAGAAAAACUUAGCUGCAAUGUUACUUUAUGGUGGAGUUGAAGUAAGCCUUCCUCCUGAGUUUCAAGUAUGGGGUCCAACAACCCCAAGAAAUAGUACAGAAGAAGCAAUCCUUUUGUUAUUAUUACUCAUGGGAAAGGUCACAAAGCAGGAAAUAAAGUGGGAUCCAGAAAUCAUGGAUCAUCUGACUUAUGCACUUUCUAUUACUGGUCAUUGUGAAUUAUUAGCAGAUCAUGUGGAGCAGAUUCUUCCUGGAAUAUAUAACCGGGCUGAGAGAUGGUACAUUCUUGCCCUUUGCUAUAGUGCGGCAGGCCUGAAUGAAGCAGCAUUGAACCUUUUAGAAAAGGUCACAGGUAGUUCUGAAGCAAACAAUAAACCCCACUUUGCUUCUUUCCUUUUCGGAGCAAAGCUGUGUUCCCAAGAUCCAAUUCGUGCUAAUCAAGGAAUAAAAUUUGCUCGUAAAGCAAUUGAUGUGGUUGCUAAUGAUUGUGAACAUUUUGGGGGUCAAGCCAAUAAAUUUCUUGGUGUUUGCUACGGCAAUGCAGCUAGAGCUUCUAUAUCUGAUUCUGAAAGGAUUCUUUUUCAGAGAGAAUCUUUGAAUUCUCUAAACCAUGCUGCUCUUAAUGUGAACGAGGAUCCUGAAGCCAUGUUUAGCCUUGGCCUGGAAAAUGCAGUACAAAGAAAUCUGGAUGCAGCUUUUGAUUAUGCAAUGACGUACUCUGAUAUGAUGGUUGGCAGCUCUGGACGUGGGUGGAAGUUACUAGCCCUUGUGGUUUCUGCGCAGAACCGGUUUAAGGAUGCUGAAACCAUAGUUGAUUUUGCUUUAGAUGAAGCUACGAGAAUGGAUCAGUUAGAACUUCUCAGAUUGAAAGCAGUGCUUGAAGUUGCUAAGGAACAGCCCAAACAAGCUAUAGAAACCUAUAGACUCUUGCUGGCUCUGAUUCAAGCACAAAAGGAGCUCCAAGCAAAGAACUUUGAUUCUGAGACAUUAACAGAAAAAAACUUGGAAAUAGAAGCCUGGCAGGAUUUGACUACCAUUUAUACAAGACUUGGUUUAUGUCCUGAUGCGGAAAUAUGUGUGGAGAAAGCCAAGUUGAUUGAAUUUUAUUCUCCUGGUACUUGGCAUGCAACAGGUACGGUUUUUGAAGCUCAAUCAUUGUACAAGGAAGCCCUCGUAUCAUUCUCAGUCUCGUUGUCAAUAGAAGCAGACUAUGUCCCAAGUAUUGUUUCAACUGCAAAAGUACUGAUGAAACUGGGGAACCAAUCACUUCCAAUUGCAAGAAGCUUUUUAAUGAAUGCCUUGCGAUUAGAACCAACAAAUCAUGAAGCAUGGUUAAAUCUUGGAUUGCUUUCAAAAAGGGAAGGCUUUUUGAAACAAGCAGCAGACUUUUUUCAAGCUGCACAUGAGCUCGAGCUGUCUGCUCCAGUGCAGAACAUUGCAAAACAGUGUCUCUCCAAACAAUCUUAAGCAUACAAUUUCGUAAUAACAGAUUCAUAUGCCGUCUUAGCAUCCAGUCUCCAGACGCCAGUGAAUCCAUCAGGUCGUGUUUCCUUGAAGACGGAGUAGUUAUGCUUGUUCCGCUCUCUGUUGCCUGAUAUUUGAUACCUUUGAUUCAAAUGUACAGCAGCACCGGCUACUUCUCCCCAGUUUUUACUUCAGCUUCUUAAAGUUAAAUUGGACUCGGAUUCCCCUCAGCCUGGCCUGGCUUUCAAUUCCUUCAAUUGAAAUGUAUAGCAGCUCUUGAUAUUCCUGUUGCUUUUAGUUCGUUUUGUUUAAAUUUACAUUCGGACUAGAAAGAAAAGUUUGUGCCAACCUUGUAGACAUGUACAAUCAAUCAUUCUCUUCCAAUUUUACUAGCAAUUCAUUGCGAAUGGCAUUUCAUCUCAGAGAAUAUUUGGGUUUCAAUACAUGUUUCAGCCUCUUUAUUUAUUUAUUUAUUUUUAUCUUAAGAGAAUAUUUUGCCUUAAAAAUAACAUGGCUUAUUCAAACCUUAAUUUUCAUAAAAUCCACGGAGGAAAGCUGCUAUUUCAUAAUUUCUGACAAAUGGGAUUUAAGUUCACUCAUCACCAUGAUAAUUGUGAGAAGCUGACCCGUGCUUCCCCUGUAAACCACAAUUCUUUUGGUUGAUGUCUGAACCAUUGCUGUUCAUGGAAUUAAUACAUUUUGUGCUUCAAUUUUCCUAGCAAAUUACGCUCCACCAAAGAGGAAUAUUGAAAAGUAUCCCUUUAAAUCCUUUCGCUCAGUUAUGGCGUCUUUUAUCGUUAUGACCAUGGGUCGGACUGUAGGCUAGCCGUCUCUCUCGUUCAAUAAAAGCUUCGAGAAACGUAUUUUGAUUCAAUGUCUCGACGGAAUGGCUACGUCACAAAUACUGUUGACCUGUCACAGUCCUAUAAGCAUUGUUUCUGAUUGUGUUAGGUAGUCACAUUUAGUCCCACAUCGGAUGAUGAGCCAGACUCGCCAAGGCCAAAGUCGUAUAAAAGAGUAAUCUAGAGACUGAGCAAGUCAUACCUUUCUCGGCCUUUUGGCUAAGAUCAAGUGUAGUAUCUGUUCUUAUCAGUUUAAUAUCUGAUACGUGGGCCAAUGGUCCACACGAUAUUAAAUUAAUUUUUUAUAGGGGAGGGUUCACUACAGUAGCUUGCUACUGGAGCCUUCGCACGUCGCCUAUGCCUUGCACUAAAGCAUAGGCCUGGCGUACCCUACCAA
Molecule: messenger RNA, 3648 nt
Organism: Ziziphus jujuba (common jujube)
Lineage: Eukaryota; Viridiplantae; Streptophyta; Magnoliopsida; Rosales; Rhamnaceae
Product: protein NPGR1
Exons: 6
Coding region: 265-2412 (715 amino acids)
Molecular function (GO): protein binding
Source: RefSeq, a predicted model, not a curated record